This is a messenger RNA of Dipodomys ordii (Ord's kangaroo rat), 744 nucleotides long. RefSeq names its product coiled-coil domain-containing protein 66-like. Gene Ontology annotation, cellular component: photoreceptor inner segment; cilium; microtubule. The record is from RefSeq and is a predicted model, not a curated record. The annotation marks the transcript as partial. Gene Ontology annotation, molecular function: microtubule binding. Lineage: Eukaryota; Metazoa; Chordata; Mammalia; Rodentia; Heteromyidae. The transcript is spliced from 3 exons. Gene Ontology annotation, biological process: cilium assembly.
AAAAAAAAAAGUUUUUUUUUUAACAGAUGGGAAAUAAGAGCAAGAUUACAAAAUGUCCUUUAAGAACAAAGCACACUGGACACCUUCUAAAGUCAACACAAAAUUCUUAUAUUGGGAGUGAAAAACUUUUGCAAAAGAAGACAGUUGGUUCAGAAACUUCACAGUCAAAAAGUGAAAAGAAUAGAAUGACAGUUACACCCACUAAGGAUUUAUAUAAGCACUAUGAAGAUAAAGACUGUGUUCAUAUCCAAACAGAAGUAUCAUCUGCAACCCCUAAUAUAAAGAAGACUCGAAACACCAUAAAUCCAUCUUUAGUAAUUGAAGAGAAGCCUCAUAAAAAACACAACAUAACUGAAAACAUGAGUAGCAGUUUGGUGUGUCUAACACAAGACCAACUACAACAGAUUUUGAUGAGUAUAAACCAAGGAAAUGGAUCUGUUUCUCUGACUAACAGUGAAAAUGAUGAGAAAACAAGUCAGGACAGUCUACAUUUAAAAAAUAUUCUGAAUGAGCCAGAGGAUGAGAACAUCAUGGGCUUACUACAAAAAAAAGAGGCUGUUUUAUCCACCCUAGAUGAAAAUAAAUCUCUCUUCAAUAAAAAUCAGGAAGCAACUGAACAAUAUGAACAGAAAACUGUCAUAAAAAAUAAAUGGCAACCAGCUGACAUAUUUAGUACUCUGGGAGAAAGGGAACGUGAUAAAAGUUUGUUGGAAGCAAAAAGAGCCCAGUGGCGGAAAGAGCUAG